Messenger RNA from Equus quagga, 1277 nucleotides. RefSeq names its product GINS complex subunit 2 (gene GINS2). Gene Ontology annotation, cellular component: nucleus; GINS complex. NCBI's taxonomy places the organism in Eukaryota, Metazoa, Chordata, Mammalia, Perissodactyla, Equidae. The coding region runs from base 62 to 619 and encodes 185 amino acids. Gene Ontology annotation, biological process: DNA replication; double-strand break repair via break-induced replication. The transcript has 5 exons. The record is from RefSeq and is a predicted model, not a curated record.
CUUCUCCUGGUCGCUGUGGGUCGGAGGCGGCGGGGAGUCCUGGUCCGGCUGCUACGCCACCAUGGACGCGGCCGAGGUGGAGUUUCUGGCCGAGAAGGAGCUGGUUACCAUUAUCCCGAACUUCAGUCUGGACAAGAUCUACCUCAUCGGGGGGGACCUGGGGCCCUUUAACCCCGGCUUGCCGGUGGACGUGCCCCUGUGGCUGGCCAUCAACCUGAAACAACGACAGAAGUGUCGGCUGGUUCCUCCCGAGUGGAUGGACGUGGAGAAGUUGGAGAACAUUAGGGAUCACGAACGAAAGGAAGAAACUUUUACCCCUAUGCCCAGCCCUUACUACAUGGAACUCACCAAACUCCUGCUAAAUCAUGCUUCAGACAACAUCCCCAAAGCAGAUGAGAUCCGGACCCUGAUCAAGGAUGUGUGGGACACUCGCAUCGCCAAGCUUCGGGUGUCUGCUGACCGCUUUGUGAGGGAGCAGGAGGCGCACGCCAAGCUGGAUAACUUGACCUUGAUGGAGAUCAACACCAGUGGGGCUUUCCUCACACAAGCGCUCAACCACAUGUACAAGCUCCGAACAAACCUGCAGCCUUCUCCGAGCACCCAGUCUCAAGACUUCUAGAGAAAGACACAUCUGUAAAGGCCUCGCGUGUGCUGCCGGAGGCGUGCCGGGUGGCGUGGGAGCGCUCGGGACGGACAGAGGUACUGGAGUUCUGGAGUUUCAGAACCAUUUUUGAGUGUGGCAAACGUGUCGUGAAGUAAGGGAUGGAUUCCUAACAUGGUGGGGAAGCAACAGGUCUGCGCUUAGUCAUUAAGGCGCUCUCGUUCCACAUCUGUCCCGAGAAGCCAGCUGUUCUUUUAUGGGGGAAGAAAAAAGCUUUGGCAAAACAAGUUCUUUUUCCCAGCAGAGCCUCAGGUCUCCCGCACGGAACUGUCACGUGUGGGUGAGUGCUCAGCGACAUCAGGUGUUGCUUUUAAAAGACAGUAGGAAUGGCCACGUGGCCUAGGGCUUUUUUUUUUCUUUUUGAUCCUGAUCUCUGGGCUAAAUUUAGAAUCUCCUUACAGGGGUUGCUCAGAGGAUAGCAGAUAAGCAGCUAGUGACGCUGGUCAGUGUUUACCACCUGAGCCCUGAGACACAAUAAAGAUGGCAACCCAAAUCUCUUUUGAGAUCUUUUUCCUGCGUAACUAGCAAGUAAAAGGAGCGAGCCAUGUGGCUAAAACGAUCUGAUGGACUGAAGCGAACGGUGUAUCACAGGCGACUAAACUUCAGACCGACACUC